AUGGCAAGGCCACUAAGGCCAUUUUCCACAACAGACUUGUCUGAGCCUGUGAGAGGAUACAGGGAUGGUUACCUAUUUUCACUUAGUUUAGGGACCCCUCCACAGCUCAUGCAAGUCUAUAUGGACACCGGGAGUGAUCUAACAUGGGUUCCCUGUGGAAAUCUCUCUUUCGAGUGCAUAAACUGCAAAGAUAAUCGGGGCGAUAGGGUAAUGGGUUCGUUCUCUCCUUCUCUCUCGUCUUCUUGCUCCCGUGAUGUAUGUGAUAGUCAUUUCUGUGUGACCAUUCAUAGCUCCGACGAUUCUUACGACCCAUGUGCCAUGACCGGUUGCUUCCUCGGCAGCAUAUUGAGAGGCAUGUGCUCUAGGCCUUGUCCUCCCUUCACUUACACUUACGGUGAUGGCAUUGUAUUGGGAACCCUAACAAGGGACACCCUUAUGGUCCAUGGCAGUGACCAAAGUGUAACAAAGGAUGUCCCUGACUUUUGCUUUGGUUGUGUGGCUUCAACUUAUAUGGAGCCCAUUGGGAUUGUAGGAUUUGGUAAGGGUGCACUCUCACUCCCCUCACAGUUAGGGUUCCUACAUAAAGGCUUCUCCCAUUGUUUCCUGAGCUUCAAGUUUUCAAAUAAGCCCAACAUCUCUACCCCUUUGAUCAUAGGGGACUCAGCCAUUGCCUCUAGAGAAGAGGUACAAUUCACACCGAUGUUGAAGUGUCCCAUGUACCCAAGCUUCUACUAUGUAGGCCUAGAGGCCAUUUUCAUAGGAGGGGAAAUAUUGGAGGUGCCCCAAAUCCUUAGAGAGAUCAAUUCUCAAGGAAACGGGGGCAUGCUUGUAGAUUCCGGCACGACAUACACGCACCUUCCUCAAGCCUUGUUCACAAAGUUCCUAUCAGUUAUGGGGUCCAAGAUAACACACCCGAGAUCGGUGGAGCAUGAGAGGAAGACCGGAUUCGGCCUAUGCUACCAAGUUCCUACAGCAGUGACAGAGAGCCUUCCUUCACUUUCAUUUCGCUUUGUGAACAAUGUGACUCUGACCUUGCCUGAGGAGAACUAUUUCUAUGCCAUGGCUCCCUCUAAUGGAACUUACAUUGUCAAGUGCUUGCUGGUGCAAGGAAUGGAAGAUGAUUCCUAUGGUCCUGCGGGAGUUCUUGGCAGCUUUCAACAACAAAAUGUGGAGGUAGUGUAUGACCUAAGUGAUGAGAGAAUUGGGUUUCAUGCAAGAGAUUGUGCUCUUUUGGCUAUCUCACAUGGGCUUUAUAAGAAAUGA
Amborella trichopoda is the source of this 1263-nucleotide messenger RNA. RefSeq names its product Eukaryotic aspartyl protease family protein. Gene Ontology annotation, molecular function: aspartic-type endopeptidase activity. Gene Ontology annotation, cellular component: extracellular region. The record is from RefSeq and is a predicted model, not a curated record. Gene Ontology annotation, biological process: proteolysis. NCBI's taxonomy places the organism in Eukaryota, Viridiplantae, Streptophyta, Magnoliopsida, Amborellales, Amborellaceae.